Molecule: messenger RNA, 1767 nt
Organism: Oryzias latipes (Japanese medaka)
Lineage: Eukaryota; Metazoa; Chordata; Actinopteri; Beloniformes; Adrianichthyidae
Product: proteasomal ubiquitin receptor ADRM1
Cellular component (GO): nucleus; proteasome regulatory particle, lid subcomplex; cytoplasm
Molecular function (GO): proteasome binding; endopeptidase activator activity
Source: RefSeq, a predicted model, not a curated record
AUGUUUGUGACCUGUUACAUCCGUAAACACAAACAACAGCUGCAGGUUGUUUUGUAGUUUAGAAAUGUGAAGUCUGCGCUGCGUCGCAGUCACGCGGAGCAGGAAACAGCCCGCUGCUGUGAAGGAUGCAGAGUCAUCUGCGUCUCUGCACAUCAUCAUGGCAUCUGGAGCUCUGUUCCCCAGCAUGGUGUCCGGCUCGCGUGGCUCCUCCAGCAAGUACCUGGUGGAGUUUCGGGCAGGUAAGAUGACGAUGAAGGGCAGCACGGUAACUCCCGACAAGCGGAAAGGACAGGUCUACAUCCAGCAGACCGAUGACUCUCUCAUCCACUUCUGUUGGAAGGAUCGGACGACUGGGAACGUGGACGACGACCUGAUUAUCUUCCCCGAUGACUGCGAGUUCAAACGGGUGAAUCAGUGCACAACGGGCCGAGUGUAUGUGCUGAAGUUUAAAGCUGGAUCCAAAAGACUCUUUUUCUGGAUGCAGGAACCAAGAAGUGACAAGGAUGAUGAAUUCUGCCGCAAAGUCAACGAGUAUCUGAACAACCCCCCCAUGCCAGGCACUCUCGGCAGCGGUGGCGGUGGAGGUCAUGACCUUUCUGCCCUCGGAGGUGAAGGCGGUCUGCAAAGCCUACUGGGGAACAUGAGCCACAACCAGCUCAUGCAGCUUAUUGGACCGACUGGACUAGGAGGGAUCGGUGGUCUCGGAGCUCUGGCUGGUCCGGGCUUGACCAAUCUUUUGGGCAGCGGCAGCACCGUUCCUGCUGCCAGCAGCUCUGCUACAAGUCCCUCCACUGUCGUUACGCCCACCACUACCACCUCUGCUGCCAGCCGGCUCAGCUCCACCCAGGUCCCCACCACUCCCAUCACUCCCUCUGCCACCUCUGCAGCCUCACCCACCACCCCGUCCACGCCUGCCGUGACCUCUCUGACAGCGGCGGCGGCGGCGGCGAACCCCACGCAGCCCAUCCAGCUGCGGGACCUGCAGAGCAUUCUGGCCACCAUGAACGUACCUGCCAGCAGUCAGGGAGUGGACCUCGCCAGCGUCCUUACGCCUGAGAUCAUGGCUCCCAUCCUGACCAACUCAGAGGUGCAGGAGCGCCUCAUUCCUUACCUCCCGUCUGGAGAGUCUUUGCUUCAGAGCUCAGAGGAGCUCCACAACACGCUCAGCUCCCCUCAGUUCCAGCAGGCUCUGAGCAUGUUCAGCAGCGCUCUGGCAUCAGGACAGUUGGGUCCACUGAUGAACCAGUUUGGACUUCCAGCAGAGGCUGUGGAUGCAGCCAACAAAGGAGACGUGGAAGCCUUUGCUAAAGCCAUGGAGACAGACUCCAAGUCAGAGCAAGGCAGCGACUCGAAAGACAAGAGGGAGGAUGAUGAAGACAUGAGUUUGGACUGAGAGUCCUUCUUUUAGUUAUUUAAUACGUAUUUAUUUUCCUGCUGCUGUUUGUGUUGAAUCCCAAAUACAGGAGUAACCCUUGUGCUAUCCUAGGCACUUUACCAUUGGGAGUUGGGUCAUCUAGACCCACUAGACAGUGCUUUGAACCUUUUUUCUUCAAUGUUUUGUGAUCCUCACUGGUGUCCAUGGAUUACAUGAAAUCUUUCCACCUUUAUUCACCUUUGUCAUGGUAGGAAUAACACGUCAAUGUAAGGGUGGGGUCAUCUAAGAUAGCACAAGGGUUAACUUGAGAUAAAAAUCAAUGAUUUAUUAGUGGUUUAGACUGUGUGCUGCCUGCAUGUUCAUCCAAUAAACAAGAAAAUGUUCUAAACUCA